GCGAGAUGGAGUACCGCAGCUCCUCAAAGCCGCAGCUGUCUUCACGCGCUAACGCCUUCUCCAUCGCCGCGCUCAUGUCCAGCGGCAAGCCGAGCAAGGACAAGGACGGCGCGGACAGCACCAUCAAGCCACUCGAGCAGUUCGUGGAGAAGUCGCCGUGCAGCCAGCAGCCCCUCUCGGACCUCUCCUCUUCAUCAUCAUCGUCCUCGUCGUUGUCCUCCUCUUCGUCCUCGUCGUCUUCGUCAUUGGACGUCCUGCAACCGCUGGCGGGAGAGCUGGUCGGGAGCGCGCCGCUGUCGGCCGUGGGGGCGUGCACGGAGCCUCUCAUCCCCACCAGCCCGCCGCCGCCGUGCAGCGAGGAGAUGGCCAACAUCUCGUGUAGCCUCGAGACCAAAGAACUCUGGGACAAGUUCCACGAGCUCGGCACCGAGAUGAUCAUCACCAAGUCGGGAAGGCGGAUGUUCCCGACCAUCCGUGUGUCAUUUUCGGGUGUGGAGCAAGAGUGCAAGUACAUCGUAUUGAUGGACAUCGUCCCGGUGGACAACAAGCGCUACAGAUACGCUUACCACAGAUCCUCGUGGCUGGUUGCCGGCAAGGCUGAUCCUCCUCUACCUGCCAGGUUGUACGUCCAUCCCGACUCUCCGUUCAGCGGUGAGCAACUGAUGAAGCAAAUGGUUUCUUUCGAGAAGGUCAAACUGACCAACAACGAGCUCGACCAGCACGGACACAUCAUCCUGAACUCCAUGCACAAGUACCAGCCUCGGGUUCACAUUAUCAAGAAGAAGGAGCACACGGCCUCCCUGCUCAACUUCAAGUCGGAGGAAUUCCGCACCUUCGUCUUUGUAGAAACCGUCUUCACCGCAGUCACCGCGUACCAGAACCAGUUGAUCACCAAGCUGAAGAUCGAUAGUAACCCCUUCGCCAAAGGAUUUCGUGAUUCAUCGCGGCUGACGGACAUGGAGAGGGAAAGUGUGGAGAAUCUGAUCCACAAGCACUCGUACGCCCGCUCCCCCAUCAGAACAUACGCCGGAGACGACGACCACAUGCCCGACGACGGGCACCCGCCACACGCCAGAGGCUCAGCGUUCACGGCCUCGGACAACCUGUCACUGAGCUCGUGGGUGAGCGGCGGCGCGUCUGCGGGCUUCUCGGGCUUUCAGCCCCCUCCGUCGUUAUCCGCCAUGGGGCCGGGCGGAGCCGCCUCCCUGCCGCACCCCAUCCAAGGCUCGCUGCCCCCCUACGGCCGUCUGGGUGUGCCGCUGACCCCCGGCGCCCUGCAGGCCGGCGGCCCGUCCUUCCCGUCAUUCCACAUGCCGCGCUACCACCACUACUUCCAGCAAGGGCCCUACGCCGCCAUCCAGGGCCUGCGCCACUCCUCCGCCGUCAUGACGCCCUUCGUAUGACUCCUCCCCUUCCCAAAUCUCGGACCAUCUCACUCUCAACUUGUGUAAAUAGAUCACCCACCCCGGAAACUAGAACGAAAGGAUGAAAGAGACGCCAAGAAAGUCCACGAGAGGAAAAUCCUGGCGCCAAAGGACCAGAAAGCGGAGUCACCCAUGUUGUCAACCAAAAAAAAAAAAAAUAGUGGCGCCAAGGUGACCGUUAAACCGCAAUCAAGCUUAGAUGGUCAGAGACAUGAUGCAACAUUGGACAAAGGACCACAAUGACAAGAAAAUAAGAAUAAUUGUACUACCAGAAUAAACAUCGAGGAAAGGUUAGCGAUUUAAAAAGUGAGAGACUUUAGAAAAAAAGUCUGAUUUUUACUUUAAUCUCUCAGUGGUACAGCUACCCCGCCCCCAAACAAAAACAAAUAUUGCACAGUUUUUUCUCAUGUAGUGACAACCUUAUAUUUUGAAAAAAAAGACAUUUUGCUUGACAAUAAUUUUUGCAGAAUCCUUUGUCAAAAAAAGACCUUGUUUCUCUCCCCAAAAUGAUGUAUUUUGUUGUUUUGUUUAGUUUGUUCCACAAUUUUUUUUCUCCCCCCCAAAAUCCCUCUGAUUGUAAAAUUGUUCUUUUUUUUCGUAUGAUCAUCACUUUCUUUGAAUUGAAAAAAAAGUAACAUCAAGAUGAAGACUUUUCACCCCAAAAUGAGACUGAGUUAUCUAAUAGGAUUCAUUUUUCCACCCUUAAAAUUAAGACUUUUUACCAAAAAUAAGAUUUCGCCAUUUCAAAAAGAAAAAAAAAAUUUCCUCAAAAAAAAUCCUCUGAAUGAAUAGUUGAACCAAAAAAAAGACCUUUUUCCUUGAAAAAAUAUUCCCAAACUCUUUUUUUUCACAAGAUUGACUUUUUUUUAAAUAAUUGAUUUCUUCGAUCUUCACGUUUUUCACACAUACUAAGACCUAAAAGAAAUACUUAAAUCUAAAAAUAAGAUGUAUUUUCUCAUAAGAUUCCAAAAACUUAUCUUCUAACUUCACAAUGUCUCUCAACUUAAUUCUCGUACGAUUCAGACUUUAUUCUUGUACUAUAAUCUUUUUUUUUUCUUUUCAAUGUGGUCCUUUGUCAACGAGAAACUGGAACUCGAAGAAAACUCCAAGGAUCGUCCAGGACCAAAAAGCUGAUUCGUCAAUCUCGUAAAAGUCUCCUGAGAGCUGGACGAUUUAAAAAAAAAAAAAAAAAAAAAGACAAAAGAAAAAGAAAAGUUUGGAUUAUCGUUGGAACUCAGAGGCAACCGGAAACAUUUGACGGAGACUUGAUGUCAACAUGGUUCCAACACAUGUACAGUCAUAAGUCAAUUGAAAAAAUGGAUGGAAGAGCUAAAGUGGCUCACUCAACAGACAAAUAAACACGAGCACGCAUGCUGGACCAAAACAUAUAAAGAAGGAAAAAAAAAUCGCUUUGAGUUGUUGAAUUUCACGUUAAAAACAACAACGUAAACUUCUUGGCUUGUUACCAUAAGCGAAUUGGCUACAUUUUUUUUUUUUGCGGUUUCAUUGAAAGGGAUAAGCAAGAUGUUUCUGUCUUCCUGGAAAUUAUCAUCAUUAUUUGAUUUUGAGGACAGUGGAUAUGAAUAGUCUACAUACCCCAAUUCGAAUGCCAGGUUUUUUUUGUUGUUUUUUUUUGGGGGUGACACCCAAAAAAAUAAUAAUUUCACUUUCUUAAUCCUCUCAGUUGAAACGUUAAUCUUUUUGUGAGAGACAGUAAACAUAAACAAUGAGAUAAUGUGGUUGCACAAGUGUGCACACCCUCUUAUAACUGGCAUGUGACAAUGGUCAGACAACCAGUAGCAUUGAAACUCUUGUUAAAUGGGAUUUUAUGGAAAUAUCAUCAUUUCAGUGAUAUGGUAAGAGGAUAACUUCAUUUUUAGUUGACUUUCUCCACAAAACUGAGAUCAUCUUUUUUUUUUCUCACUGAAAAUUUCUGAAAUCAUUUUCAAGGACGUCUUCCUUCAUUUAACAUAUAUACAGUAAUAUUUAACGACGAGUAUGAAUGUGUUGUAAAAAAAAAUGUUUUCCUUGUCCAGGCCAGUUGCAUAUUUAUUUGGUUUCCAUGAAUGUAAAAUGUACAAAUGACACACUUGUUUAUCUGUUGUCAUCUGAGCACCAAACAGUCCUGCAGUUUGUUGAAUUUGUUUUUUUAAGUGCAAUAUAUUUAUUUUGUUGUCUGAAAAUGUCUAAUGUAUCACCUUGAAAAAUAUAUAUCACCACCCAAAUGCUGACUUUUUAUUCCCUUGCCUUUUGCACACUGCAUGUGAUGAACACAUCUACUUAUUUUUCAUGAAACAUAUAAAAUGUGAUUAUUAAAGUUAUGGGGUUGAU
Hippocampus zosterae (dwarf seahorse) is the source of this 3755-nucleotide messenger RNA. It is a transcript of the gene tbx20, whose product is annotated as T-box transcription factor 20. Gene Ontology annotation, biological process: heart looping; cell fate specification; vasculogenesis. The coding region runs from base 6 to 1403 and encodes 465 amino acids. NCBI's taxonomy places the organism in Eukaryota, Metazoa, Chordata, Actinopteri, Syngnathiformes, Syngnathidae. Gene Ontology annotation, molecular function: RNA polymerase II cis-regulatory region sequence-specific DNA binding; DNA-binding transcription factor activity, RNA polymerase II-specific. The transcript is spliced from 8 exons. Gene Ontology annotation, cellular component: nucleus. The record is from RefSeq and is a predicted model, not a curated record.